GUGUGACCGCCCACAAGUAACAAGCUUUGGUUCUCACUGUCCCCCGUCGCUCCAAGAUAGGCCCAUUCAUUGAAGAGGAAAUACCAGCACACGUAAUGACGCACGUGGGCAAAGAGAAACGAAAGUGAGAAUCGGCAGCAGCUGGUUCAUACUCUCUCGCACCUGAUUGGGUAAACAGGGCAAGCCGAACAGGCUGGGUGAGGUUGCCUGAUGAGAAAGGAACACUCUUGACAGAGCAAGGGUCAAUAGGUGCCGGUCUUCUGACGCACUGGAAAGCUGACAUUCUUCACCGGAAUGGAGAAACCAGGGUAGGUCCGAAUGUGUGCGCGUUGCUUGCAAAAUUUGGGGAAGGCUGCAUUACAUCCAACAAUUGUACUGUAAUAUUGAGGCAAGUGAAUGAAUGACAUCUCAUUUUCCCUUUGCCUCAGUGAGCUUUUGAGCAGGGAUUACUUUCUCUUCCAAUACGAAAAUGCACUUUUUGGAGCACGUGGGAGAGCCUAUCUGUGCUUUACAGCACAAAGCGAUCAAAAUGGGGCUACUUCUGUCUCCGGAUAUUUCUGCAGUACCUCUGGUGAAGCGCACGCAGAGAUGCGUUUUCUGGAUUACUUGAAAACGUCGCAUCGAGGACACAACAACAGGGUCACAUGUUACUUGUCCUGGUCCCCCUGCGCAAACUGCUCCCAGGCAUUAGUCCAAUUCCUCCAAAACAACGCAAACAUAAAGCUCAGGAUCUUCGUGUCACGCCUCUACCGCACGGACAUCAAGGAAAAUCGCAAGGGCCUGCAAUUGCUGAGUGACGCCGGAGUGCCCCUCCGAGUCAUGAAUAACAAAGACUUUGAAUACUGCUGGAAAACCUUUGUUGAUCAUCAACAGAGCGCCUUCCCACCUUGGGACCACAUUCUCGGAAACCAGGAGCAUUAUCAAGAAGAACUCUCGGAUAUUCUCCAGCAGAACGACGUUGGCGCAUGGGACGGCGGGGUAUGCGUGCUUAUCGUCGGGACUUCGAUGGUCCGGCAUGUGAAGAUUAGCAGAUGCAGCAUUUCUUGUCACCCAGGUGCACACGUUCAGGAUGUCAAUGACGUCAUCCCCCGUCUGCUGGCUCAGCAGCCGUCGGUCUCUGCCGUGGUUGCUCACGUUGGAACGUGGGACCACAACCUGCAACAGUCAGAGAAACUUAAGAAUGACUACAUCUCCCUCAUACGCACCAUCCAGGACACAAAGAAGCGUGUCAUCGUCUCAGGUCCCUUUGUUCCACCCUGCUUUGGUGAGGUCAAGUUUAGCCGUAUCAGACAACUCCAUAUCUGGCUUAAAGGAUACUGUCGCAGCGGAGGCAUCCCCUAUGUGGACAACUUCACCACUUUUCUCAAUAGACGGGAUCUUUUCAAGCCAGACCACCUCCACCCAAAUCUCUUUGGAUCUCGGCUUUUAGCCAUGAACAUUGAACUCACUCUGCUCUCCUGCAAUGCGUUCUCCAAAUAACGGUCAUUGAUCACGAGUACUGUUCACCUUCACCUUCAACCAGUCAGAACUUCCAUUGGACCUGCGCACAAUAACAUCCCCAACGCAAGUGAGUGGUGGACCUGCCUCCUGCGAGUUCCCAUCACAUCUGGUUUUGAUGAGUGCACAUUUCGUAGGAACAUGAAUCUGGCAUGCUGAAUGCACGCUUCUCCUGUCAACAUUACGUUCAUUAUAAAUCCCCUGGUUGUUGACGAUAAAAUGGACUUUAUUUUACUCACGGAGGCAAGGCUAGAUUUCCUUUUACUGUUGCAAAUGAUUUGAAUUCGAUUCCUUUGCUUCCUCUGUCAUUCCGCUCUCCCGCACUAUUCAGAACAAGGCAACAUCCCACUUCUGUUAUCAGUGAUUUUUCGGAAUUUCUAUGAGUCAUACACACCACCUACAAUAAGUGGAGAUUUUUAUUUGCAUAGUGAGUAUUUUUGAACCUCCUCAGCUGCUUGGACAUUGAACAGCACGCCACCCAGCCAACUCACAACAGGGUGUGCUCUCAUCCUGGAUCUCCUUAUAAACUGUCAACUCGUGCGCCCUCUUUUGUGAGCUGGCUAUGUCGACCAAAAAGUCGGGAUGUUUUUUUCUUUUUUGUUUUGUUUUAAAUACCAUUAUCAGUUUUACCCCUCAUGACUCCAAGGUAAAGGUGAGGAAAUGCUCUCUGACUUGUGAAGUGGUUGCUAAUUUUAUCGAGAUUUUUACAACACACCUCUGCUGAUAUUUUAUUUGCAGCUUGUGAUUCUAUUUUUUUUUUUUUUACAAUUUUAAAACCAAACUCAAGUUAACACUGGAUUGAGUGGUUCCACUUUUGACAAAAAAA
Messenger RNA from Hippocampus comes (tiger tail seahorse), 2323 nucleotides. RefSeq lists its product as uncharacterized. Gene Ontology annotation, molecular function: cytidine deaminase activity; zinc ion binding; RNA binding. The record is from RefSeq and is a predicted model, not a curated record. The coding region runs from base 397 to 1479 and encodes 360 amino acids. Gene Ontology annotation, cellular component: cytoplasm; nucleus. Gene Ontology annotation, biological process: cytidine to uridine editing. NCBI's taxonomy places the organism in Eukaryota, Metazoa, Chordata, Actinopteri, Syngnathiformes, Syngnathidae. The transcript has 4 exons.